AUGUUUGGUCAAGUGGUAAUUGGACCACCAGGUCUGGGUAAAUCAACAUAUUGUCAUGGAAUGUAUCAAUUCCUUUCAGCAAUUGGAAGAAAACUGUGUAUAAUAAAUCUAGAUCCUGCAAAUGAUAGACUACCAUAUCCAUGUGAACUAGAUAUACGAGAUUUCAUAGAUCUAGAAUCUAUAAUGGAAGAAUUUGAACUAGGACCAAAUGGGGGAUUAAUGUAUGCAUUAGAACUGUUAUCAAAUGUUGGAAUAGAUACAUUUAUGGAACAACUAAGCAAACUUUUAAAAGAAAAGAAUUAUAUUAUAUUUGAUUGUCCUGGACAAAUUGAACUUUUCACUCAUCAUAACUCAUUAUAUCAAAUUUUUCAACGGUUGACAAAAGAUUUAAAAGUACGGCUAUGUGUUGUUUCUUUAAUAGAUUCAAUCUACUUAACUAGUCCAUCUCAAUAUAUAUCAAUAUUGUUGCUAACCUUAAGAUCAAUGUUACAGUUAGAAUUACCUCAAGUCAAUGUUAUAAGUAAGAUAGAUAUGUUAAAGGGUUAUGGAUCACUACCGUUCAAACUAAAUUAUUAUACAGAAGUUCAAGACUUAGAUUAUUUAACUCCACAUUUAAUAAAAGAAUCCAAUUCAAUAUUGGGUCAAAAAUAUGUCAAAUUAACUGAAAUGAUAGCUGAAUUAGUAGAACAAUACCAUUUAGUUGCAUUUGAAGUAUUAUAUGUUGAAGAUAAAAAAAGUAUGAUUAAUCUACUAAGUAUAAUAGAUAAAGCUAAUGGUUAUAGUUUUGGAAGUGAAAUAGGUGGUGAUUCAAUUUGGAAUGAAGCAAUACGGCAAAGUGGUACAAAUCCUGAAGGUUAUCAAGAUGUUGAUAUUCAUGAAAGAUGGAUUGAUGAGAAAGAAAAAUAUGAUAAACAAGAAGAAGAUAAUAAACAAAGACAAUUAAAUGAAGGUGCAGCUGAAGGUGAGGAUGAACCUAUGAAUGAAGAGGAUGAAUGGGAAGCUGCUUUGAAAGAUUGGGAGAGUAAGAGAGGUGGCGAAGGAGCAAUGAAUAGGUGA
Messenger RNA from Lodderomyces jiufengensis, 1056 nucleotides. Its product is annotated as putative GTPase. The coding region runs from base 1 to 1056 and encodes 351 amino acids. The transcript has a single exon. The record is from RefSeq and is a predicted model, not a curated record. NCBI's taxonomy places the organism in Eukaryota, Fungi, Ascomycota, Pichiomycetes, Serinales, Debaryomycetaceae. Gene Ontology annotation, molecular function: GTPase activity. Gene Ontology annotation, cellular component: cytoplasm.